Molecule: messenger RNA, 1953 nt
Organism: Sporisorium graminicola
Lineage: Eukaryota; Fungi; Basidiomycota; Ustilaginomycetes; Ustilaginales; Ustilaginaceae
Exons: 1
Coding region: 1-1953 (650 amino acids)
Biological process (GO): base-excision repair
Molecular function (GO): acyltransferase activity, transferring groups other than amino-acyl groups
Source: RefSeq, a predicted model, not a curated record
AUGACGCCUGCAACGCCGACGAGGAGAUCGUCUCGCAAGAGUUCUGCCUCUGCUGCUCCGCGGGCAGUGUCGACCGCUUCGCCUGCAAUCAAGGCCGAAAUGGAAGAUAUCGAGUUCCCGCCCACUCCGAGUUCUACGGGGGAUUCGCCAGCCAGGGGCAAGCGCAAGCGCGCAGUCAAAGACGAAACUGCUGAGAUUGGCGAUCUUCUCUCCACAUCCUCCGUCAAGAAAGAAGAAGUGGACGACAAGAGCAUCCUAGCCCAAGAAGCCCCCGCUUCGCCGAGCAAGAAACAGACCACCUCGGAACGCAAGCUGGCGUCGUACAAGACAUCGAUCAUGGGCUCACCGUUUCCGGACCACCCACUGCCCACCGCAGCCGAAGCCGAGCGGGUAGCGUGGAUCCUGGGCGAGUUCCACGGCUACAAGCGCGAGUCGGACGGAGGGCGUGGGUUGCCCAAGUACACGACGCCCAAGGGAGAAGAACGCUACGGCGGGUGCGGAGAUGUCCCCUCUGUGCUCGAUGCGGUCGUGCGCACCGUGUUGAGCUGCAACACGUCCAAUCGCAAUUCUGCCGCCGCCCACCGCUCGCUCACGGAGCACUUUGGGCGUGCGAACUGGGAAGCGAUCCACGCAGCGCCCGAGUCCGAACUCGUCGAAGCGAUCCGCUGCGGCGGUCUAGCAAACAACAAAGCGCGCACCAUCAAGGGCAUCCUCGCCCAGACGCAGGAGAGACACGGCAAGCUCUCGCUCGACCACCUGCACACCGCUACGGACGACGAGAUCAUGCAGGAGCUCGUCGGCUUCAACGGCGUCGGCCCCAAAGUCGCCAGCUGCGUGAUGGCGUUCUGUAUUGGUAGGGAGAGCAUGGCGGUCGACACACACGUUUUCAGGCUCUGCAAGGCGCUAGGCUGGGUGCCGGAGAAGGCGAACCGCGACCAGACGUAUUACCAUCUGCAUGAGCGCGUGCCGGGGCAUCUGAAGUACCCGCUGCACGUGCUGUUGAUCCAGCAUGGCAAGCGGUGCGCGAACUGCUCGGCCAAGGGGUUUGCUACCGUGAAGGAGGAGAAGGGCAGCGAUGACGAUGAGGCAGGGGAGGUUAGGGAUAGGCCGUGUCCGUUGAAAGCGAACGGGCUGCUGGGUCGGAAAGGUAAAGCGUUGAAGGAUGCUGCUGCUGGGGCUACCACCAAUGCUCGUGCUGGCGGAGUGAAGGUGGACAAGCGAGACCCGGACUCAGACGCCGCCCCUGCAGCUUCUCCCUCGAAGAAACCCAAAUCUAGCAGUUCCGAUAUCGACUACGCAGCCGCGCUCCGUACCGCCCUCGCCUCGUCCUCCAACGACCUGCUCAAGAUGCUGCAAAAAGCACGUUCUACGCGCUCGCGCAACCCCAUCUCGGUACACCUCGAUUCGGCCAACUUCUCACUCGAACUCGUCGACGGUGCACAGCUCUCGUCCGAACAGCGCAAACGCAUCUUCUCGCUGUUCGAAACCAACAUGAAGAGCAUGUAUCGCAACUCGACGCUGGGCUGGAAACCGACAUCCAAGAAACGGGAGUUGUUUGACGAGUCGUCGCGCUUUGCCAUCCUGCGCCGGCCUGCGGAGGAAGGUGCGGAAAUCGCAGCGUUCGCCAUGUUCCGGUUCGACACGGAGCCGUGUUCCCCCUCGGACGCGACGGCGCGUGAGGGCGAGAAGGAGGUCGAGGUGGUGUAUCUGUACGAGAUCCAGGUGCGCAAGGAGAACCAGCGCGACGGGUUGGGCAAGGAGCUGAUGGAUGUUGUGUUCCAGUUGGGCCAGCAGGUGGGAAUGAGGAAGAUGAUGCUGACUGUGUUUGAUGAGAACACGGCGGCGCGGCGUUUCUAUGAGAAGAUGGGGUACGCUGUGGACCCGGCCAGUCCGAGUCUGGACGAGGCCAGGAAGGACAGCGUUGAUUUCGAGACCAUGUUCAAGCGCUUGUAG